AUGCGAGUCACAGAAGCGACGCAAUUGGAUGAGAACUACGUGGACGAAGUGGAUUCUCAAACCGCUGUGAACCUUGGGCAUCAAACACGCACACAGUACCCGAAGCUCAUCGAGCAAUGCGUCCCUGCAAUCAAAACACUUGGAACCCGCAAUCUGUACCUCAACCAUGCCUCGCAUUACUUCGCUCCUACGUUCUUCGAUGAUAUGCACAGCGAGCCCGAGCUUAAACGGUUCGCGGGACUACAUAUCGAGGAAUGGACAGAUGUGGAGGCCACCGCUUGGCUAAGCUGCGGCCCUAAACUGCCUUCGUUUCCAGUCGACGUCCACUGGUUCUCGGCUCGGGACAAGGAGCUACUGAAGCAUACUCACUAUCAUUCAUCGGAAAUCGUCAGUGCAGAGUCUCUUCCAUUAGGGAUGAAGUUUAUCGAUCCCAGCUACAUGUGGCGCUGCGACAAAUUCAUCAGCGAAAUCCUCCAUGGCCAUACCGCGGUGUUCAGAAAGAGAUGCUUCAAUAAUGACAAAACGGGGAUCUUUUUAGGAGAGUUGUUUCAGCUUAUGAAAGAUGUCCCAGUGCCACACCGACUCAUUAACGACACUCUCCGCCUUAUAACCGUAACCUAUAUCAUGGGACGAGCAAUCACUCUCGACCACGUCUCUGGAAUGUCAAGCAUUCCAAGAACCAAAGGAUUUGGAGCCGCUCGCCUGAUCAGUCACCAGAUCAAACAUCCCUUCCAUGUCCUCCAGAAAACCAUCGUAGAAACGACAACAUUACGACUGAUGCAGACCAUCGUAUCGCCCAAAGGCUGCGACGAUCUGCUCGCGGCAUUCAUAUGUGUGAUAGGCCUGAGUAUGGUGACUGAAGAACAGCAGGUAACCUACCUGGAGACAAAUGUGAAGAUUAUGGGGCGAAAGGCCUCGACCGUUCUGGCAGACUCCGGGUGCGAGGAUACAGAGUGGUUUGUGACAAUGGUGAUGCGAAUGUUCUUUCACCACGUAGGUGACCCGCGAGAAAAGGUCAUCAGUGAUCCUCAACGUCCUGCUUUAGUCGAGUUUGUCGAUGCAGUAUGUCAUCUAGUGGAAAAAAACUACGCGUUGCUGGUGUGCCGGAAGAAGAACCCAGUAUCGAACAUAUCGUUUCGAAAUCUAGAAGAAAAUUCACUGAGGCUUGUGGGCCUAUUUCUGCUUACAGCAUUCAAAUAUGAUGGCAAAAUCGACCACAUCGACGACACUGGCGACGACAGCACAGUGGCGAUGGCGCCCAUUGCAAAUCUCAAGGAAUGUGCAUGGUGGAAGAAGAAAAGAUUCCGUUAG
Messenger RNA from Paraphaeosphaeria sporulosa, 1311 nucleotides. RefSeq lists its product as uncharacterized. The transcript has 3 exons. The record is from RefSeq and is a predicted model, not a curated record. Lineage: Eukaryota; Fungi; Ascomycota; Dothideomycetes; Pleosporales; Didymosphaeriaceae. The coding region runs from base 1 to 1311 and encodes 436 amino acids.